AUGAGAGCAUUUUUCAGAGCGGACUCAAUAGUGAGGCUUCAAAGUAUGAUUCGCCUAGGGCUUAUCUGGGGCCGUUGCAACAUCCUUCCUUACCAAUGCAUUGAUUCAGUGAGAAAGUGGCUUGGAAACCACUUCUACUUUUCCAUGGCUACUACAACGAUCCGAGGUCUGGUAUUCAGCCACAGCUACGUAAACAAUGCGUUAGUGUCUAUCUUAAUGACGUACCUCACCGAGAAUUGGCGUACUAGCAAUUUUGCAAUGGCUGCUCUAGUUACAAAUGUCCAAGAAGGCGUAUCAGACAUCAUGGUGAUUGUUCUUGCUCGUAUAUCAGACACGCACAUGACUCGUUUUAAAAUGAUUGCCUCCACAAAUGCGGCUUAUUUACUUGGACUGCUCCUAUUGUGGAUUUGUUCUAAGUUUAUGAGCGCGCAAACUGAGGCUAACGUAUACUAUGGAGCAGCGGUACUGAUAGGAAUAGGAGAAGCUGGUCGAUCGGCUACCUUGAAGGAAUUUCUUGACGAUCAAUAUUUCAGUGAACAGAAAGAAAGACCGUCCACAGAUGAAAAUUAUUUAAAACGACUGGAAACUCGUAAAGAAGCUUUGUGGCGCCAUCCCUGGUUUUUAGGUGCAUUGCUAGCUGUUUUCCUUCCAACUCCGUCCUGGACAAUACAAGAACAAGAACAAGAACAAGAACAAGAACAAGAACAAGAACAAAGAGGAGGAGAGAUUUGCAUAGUCACAAGAGUGACCUUCUCGUCCUCCUCGUGUCCACCAGAAGAAGCACAAAGAAAAAAGUUUUGGCCACUCAUAGAACUGAAGGCGGGAAAGGGGUUUUUCAUAGAAGUGAUAGCUAUGUGGUCGGCCUUCUUCGCAUACAGUUUGGUGGAGGCAACAGGGAGCACCUUAUUUUUUGAACAAAUGAGUAGUUUGGAUACAGAUAGUGGCAUUGGGUCAGUGAUGGACGUGGCAGUAUUUUUGACACUAGUUAGCGGCUUCUCAAGUUUCUUAGUCUCAUCUAUCUACAACUUACUGAUUCCAAAGCAGGGGAGAAAGGCUACACUGGUGAGAAUUGGCUGCGGAUUGGCAUGUUCUGUGCUAUGUUGUGUUGCAGCUUGGCAGGUUGGGGGAAAGGGGUUGGAGUUCGUCCUGUUGGGACUGAUGAAGGGGCUAGCCCUAAAUGGAUUGACCGAGUUCCUUGCUGAUCGAAUUGCUAAUAAUGAUAGGCUAAGGGCGAGGUACUAUUAUGCAUCCCACAUCUCUGACCUCAUCCUUGGUGUUGGAAAAUUAGUUACAGCUUCUAGCAUUUUAGUGUUUAGGCGAAGUUGGUUCCAUCCCAACAUAAAUGGGAGUCGCCUGGAUCGUUUUCUCGAGCUAUUAACUUACCUAAGUCUUGCUAACCUAAUUUAUUACAUGUGUAUCUCCGUAUACUUUUAUCGCAACGAGAAAUCACAAAAAUCUGCUAACAGAGGAAACAAAGAAAGUAGUCUGUUGGAACAAGUAGAGCAGGGGAUUCAUGCUGCUGAGAAGGAGGGUGACGUUGACGAGGCCCCAGUCCCCGUAGGUGGUGCGGACUUGGAAAAUGAACAAACCGCAGAGGAACAAGUAGAGCAGGAGAUCGAUGAUGAUGAUGAUGAUGAGGUGUGGACUUCCGAAACCACCAAAGAGAUCAAGAAGUGGAGUUACAGAAACAGCCAUUGUUGCUGUUGGUGA
This is a messenger RNA of Prunus mume (Japanese apricot), 1710 nucleotides long. Lineage: Eukaryota; Viridiplantae; Streptophyta; Magnoliopsida; Rosales; Rosaceae. The record is from RefSeq and is a predicted model, not a curated record.